This is a messenger RNA of Syngnathus typhle (broad-nosed pipefish), 3672 nucleotides long. It is a transcript of the gene mchr2b, whose product is annotated as melanin concentrating hormone receptor 2b. The record is from RefSeq and is a predicted model, not a curated record. NCBI's taxonomy places the organism in Eukaryota, Metazoa, Chordata, Actinopteri, Syngnathiformes, Syngnathidae. Gene Ontology annotation, molecular function: G protein-coupled receptor activity; neuropeptide binding. Gene Ontology annotation, cellular component: membrane; neuron projection. Bases 242 to 1273 code for a protein of 343 amino acids. The transcript has 2 exons. Gene Ontology annotation, biological process: neuropeptide signaling pathway.
UCUAUGGCGCACAAGCCUCGACAGUCUAACGCGUGCGCCUCUUGGUCUUUUGGUCAUUCCACUGUUGGCUUCUGGAGAUGAGACAUGCCCCAGAGACUGACGCCUUUCCUGUAGUUAGACUAGCCAGCGCCUGUUUUCCAUCACAUUGCGCUCCUUGGAGUGAGGGACCAAUCGAGAAGAGUUUGGCGGCUGCAGGGCGCGCGGCGCGCACUAGAACCAACAGGCGCAACAGAGGAUAACAAUGAAUGCCACGGACAUUCUCUGCCGUAACAACUCUAUAGAGCCAUUAUGUGCAAACGCAACCGCUUCGUCUCCGAGCUUCAUCGACAUCACUACUUUCAUGCACAUUCUUCCGUCCAUUUAUGGCAUCCUGUGCGCUGUGGGAGUUCUGGCCAACGGGUUGGUCAUUUACGCGGUGGCUGCGUGCAAGAAGAAAAUGGUGUCGGACAUCUACGUGCUCAACUUGGCCAUAGCAGACAUGCUUUUCCUGCUGGUGAUGCCUUUCAACAUCCAUCAGCUGGUCCGAGACAGGCAGUGGGUCUUCGGCAACUUUAUGUGCAAGGCGGUGGUGGUGGUGGAUGUCAGCAACCAGUUCACCACCGUGGGAAUAGUAACCGUGCUCUGUAUUGAUCGGUACAUUGCCAUCGUUCACCCCACCUCAGAGCGGCGGACUAUUCAGUGGACUAUCAUAAUCAACGCGCUGGUGUGGAUCGGCAGUUUUCUCCUCACUGUGCCGGUUAUGAUGUAUGCCAAAGUCGUACGUAGAGAGCUUUUGGAGAUCUGCAUGAUGUAUCUAGAUGGGCCUGAGGACAUGUACUGGUACACGCUCUAUCAGUCCAUCCUGGGCUUCAUCAUCCCGCUCAUCAUCAUCAGCACCUUUUACUCGCUCACGCUCUACCACGUGUUCAGCUCCAUCCGUCGGGUCAAACGCAAGCAGACUGUGUGGGCCAAGAGAGCCACCAAGAUGGUGCUGAUGGUUAUCGCGCUGUUCCUGAUCUGCUGGUCGCCCUACCAUGUCAUCCAGGUGAUCAACCUGAGCAACAAUUACCCAACUGUUGCCUUCAUCUACGUCUACAACAUCAGCAUCUGCCUCAGUUACUCCCAUAGCUGCAUCAACCCGCUGAUGUUGCUUAUCUUUGCCCAAAAUUACCGUGAACGUCUUUGUCGCCGAACCACGCUCAACAGUUCCCAACACUCAUCCAAAGUGACUGUCGUGAAAACAGAGGGAUCCUGUAUGGCCGCUGACCCCGGUUAUCGUUGUACUGCCAUUUAGUGAGGAACAUUUCUGGCAGAGAGAGAUGUGGACAUGUUGCUUUUUGUUCAAAUGGACAAGGUAAUGUAGGCCGUGAAAUUUAUACAAGGAUCAGAAAUCAUACUGAGGGUGUCGUGUUCAGCAAAGGAGGUGAUGCGGAUUUAAGUAUCUUGUCACCUGCUUCCAAGCAUGGAAGCAAUGAAAGAAGGGAUGCUGAGGUACCACUCAAGUGUGACUGUUUGGGGAUCAUAUUAUAAUUGAAUAAACGCAGCUACAUUCUGUCUGACAACAAAAAAAAACGGGGGAUAUUUCCCCUGGACAAUUUACCUGACAACUCGCUGUUAAUCUUGAUAUCAUAAACCAAGAUAGCAGAGUUAGGACAGGUUUACAUGACCAGGCAAACAUUAACAGUUUUUUCCUUCUGCUUUUUUUGCAUGUGCGCCAACCACUUGUCCAACUGGACACAGGACAGGUAGUAUUGUUGAUAUGAAACAUGGGAUGUCUGAAAUUUCAGAGGUUCGACAAGGCAGUUUGCAGCUUACAAUCAGUAAUUUCUACUUCUGAAGUCAGGGGUAGUCAUGUACUCUAAUUUGAGUGAGUGUGUUUGGGGAAAAACCAAAACAACAGUUGGAUUUGUAUUUUGACCAACAGAUGUUAUAGUACCGUAGAAAUUUUGAAUAUUAACCAACACAUCCUCCACAUUUAAAAAUGCUUAUUUAACUCUAUUUGAAAUGAUUGCCAAGACUACACUGGUCUUAACCGGUUUCCAGUUAGUCAUCUCAUGUUAACAGCCCCUCAUUAUUUUUAUUCCUAGGUACCAUUAAUAUUAAUGAAGGUAUUUAUUCGGGACAUUAACUGUCAAAGAUAAAGAGUAAUAAGUGAUGUUUUUUUAUGACAGUACUUGUCUCAUUGAAUCAAAAAGGUAAUCAAAUGUCAAAUUGGAAAGUAGCACUUUCUGUGCAUUUCGUGAAUUUAUUUCCAACUAAAGGUCCACUAAUUAGAAACAGUAAUUAGACAACAUUAUUUAGUGUGGUGAAUCUUAUGUAGGUCACUAAAAAAACUGUCUACCCAGGAACCCCGUUUAGACUUAAGUUACUGAAGGGUCAUACUAUAACAGCAUCUAGAUUGGUGAAAGGCUUCAUCAAUGGGAUGCUAUUUUGAACCUGAUCAGUCAGUCCAAUGGGAAAACGUGUGGAGCAUAAAAAGACACAUUUGUGCAAAUGAAUCACACAAAUCCAAUCCAAGCUAAGUUUCAUAUAAAGUUUUGGUAUCAAUAUGAAGAUACUAAACAAGUUGAGCAUCUUUUUGAAGGCUCCGGAUCACCACAGCAGGUCCAAUCGGCUCACUCUAAUUUCAUCACAAGCAGAAGUUUUUAUUGUGGUGGCGUUCCAGUGGAGAGCUUUGAACAUAUCAAAUUGUUAUUAUUAUGUUGUCAAACGUUAUGUGAUUGUUCUCAUUUCAGGUAUGUGCAAAAAAGAAAAAAACUGAGCAAGAAAUAAUGGCCGUGAAUCUUUCUGUCAUAAUGAUGUAAUUUUCCUGUAUGAACCUAAUUUGCUCUUAUUCAUUUCUAUUGUAAAAAUUAAACAAAUGCUGAUGAUAUACUGUGACAUCUUUGGACAUAACAAAAAAAGGUAGUUUUGCUUCUUUUAUUUUUGGGCUUAUUUUCUGAAAUCAAACACAAUUACUUCAGAGCUACCUUUAUGUAGUUGAUAUAAAUUAAUUUGCAAUUUAACAUUUAAUCCUGUAUAGUCCAUUUCUUUAUCCCAUGAACUGCGUUAUUUAAUCAAUCACGGCAUAGUUUCCCUUGUGUAUGUUAAAAAACAGACUGCGGUCGAUACAAUCAAUAUGCAAUAUGUAUUAUAGUGUUCAUUAGUUCUGAUCUGUGGUAAUAAUUUUUGUGUGGUGUUUCCUGCCGUGCUGUGGUCCUGAGAUCCUACCAAGUUGUGGUUGUGCUCACAUGUUUUGUCUUCAAGCUAAAUGCUUCUGAAUCCAAGCAUUGUGAAGUGUGAACAUGCGGACAGAAAAAGCGGAGUGUAAUAUCUACACUGUGCACUGACAAAAUGCGACUUUGACUAAAAUGUCACAUGAACGUUGCGGUUGUCUUGUUUUCAUUUUCAGUGGUCUAUGAUGCAAUUGCAAAAAUCCCUUUACAGAAAAAAAAUAUUAAAUUUACAAUUGCCAUCAUUGUCAACACUUCAAACGUUUCUAAAAGCUCUGGAAGUUUCAAGAUGUUAUGUGUUUGUAUCCAUGAAAUGUAGAAUAUGUGCUGCAGCAGUUUGGUGUUGUUACAGUCAAAUAGUGAAACAUUUGGUGUAUUUUGAAAGAAUAUCCGAUGCUCUGUUGAGAAUAUCAUGUUGGUAUUGUAGGCUACAUAUUGUACAUUGUUGUUGUAUUGAAAUAAAAGUGGCUUUUAUCCAAGA